Molecule: messenger RNA, 2646 nt
Organism: Lolium rigidum
Lineage: Eukaryota; Viridiplantae; Streptophyta; Magnoliopsida; Poales; Poaceae
Product: ABC transporter G family member 1-like
Exons: 8
Coding region: 974-2590 (538 amino acids)
Cellular component (GO): membrane
Molecular function (GO): ATP binding; ABC-type transporter activity; ATP hydrolysis activity
Source: RefSeq, a predicted model, not a curated record
CCCGUAGCAUGCAUGAUUGUAUUUCUCACUCCUUUUAUACAGGGAUGUAAUCAGAUCAGGUCAGACCAGAUUUUUCCGUUAAAAAUAUCCCCUAGAAACCAAGAUGGUUAAACAAAUGCAUCCAGAAAAUAUUUUAACCUUCAGAAUUUGCUAGUUUUAAAUGUAAUGUUGAACAUAAUUUCUAAAAUAUGUGAGUAUUAUUUGUUUGAAAAUAAAUAAUCAGUGGACAAGUUUGUCGUUUUAGAAAAUAAAAUAUUUAAUCCACCUAGAAAUAGACAUUCCGACCUUUCUAAUCAUUAAAUUGCACAAAACAGUUCAAAUGUGCCAAUCAAGCCAUGAUUGCCAACCUAGAAAUACAAAUAUUCCCUUUACUGCUUGGAUUUUGAUAUCUUUCAUUUUCUUUGCUAGAAGGCAUUCAUAUCUUUGUUGGUCCUAGUAGCUACUUCAUCCAAAUCAUAUCUUUUUAGGAUGUACUAGGAUCCUCGGUUAGAUAUAUAUAAGUGGUAUAAGGUUUUAUGUACAUUUCACGGUUUGAACCAUUCCGAAAAAUUUCAGCCGGUAAGAACAUUUACCAGGAGGGGUCGGUAAAACGGGUUAACGGGCAGUAAGUCGGUAACCACGAUAAGGAAUUCUCUCUAAUUUGUCCGGUAACCAAAACCUUGGUGUUUCUCAGUCUAAUGAGAAGUAAACUGAAUGCUUUUUUUCAAGUAUACAAAAGAACUCCCAUGAUUAUCAUUUUUUUACUUAAAAGGAUUAUCAACUUGGAAAUAAAAACUGGUCUAGUGAGAACAUUUCCUAUUACUAUUGCAUUUUGCUCUAUAUUUUCUGCUCUUCCACGUGGGUACUCAAUGCUCAGUAUCUGUGUCAGCGCCAGCCGUACUUACACUUUCUUUUACGGCCACUUACACUUCAUUUAUAGGCGUAGUACUAUCUUGGCUGAAUAUAUGCUUAAACAGGACGACUUGGGCCGAGCAUGAAAGGGAGAGGAGACAUCAUGAUCAACGGCCGGCGUGAGAAGCUUGCAUUUGGCACCUCCGCAUACGUGACCCAAGAGAGCGUGCUGAUGACGACGCUGACGGUGGCGGAGGCCGUGCGCUACUCGGCGCAGCUCCAGCUGCCGGACUCCAUGUCUCCUUCGGAGAAGCGGUCGCGCGCCGACGAUGCUAUCAAGCAGAUGGGGCUCGCCGCGGUAGCCGACAACCGGAUCGGCGGCCGCGUCAGCAAAGGCAUCAGCGGCGGCCAGCGGAAGCGGGUGAGCAUCUGCAUCGAGCUGCUGGCUUCGCCCUCGCUCAUCUUCCUCGACGAGCCGACAAGCGGGCUCGAUAGCGCCGCGUCCUACCACGUCAUGAGCCGCAUAGCCCGGAUUGCCCAAAGGGGUGGGAUGACGGUCGUCGCCGCCGUCCACCAGCCGAGCACGGAGGUGUUCGAGCUCUUCCAUGGCCUCUGCCUGAUGGCCAACGGAAGGACGGUUUAUUUCGGUCCAUCAGCCAAAGCUAUAGAGUUCUUUGACUCUAAUGGAUUCCCAUGUCCAAUGAGGAGGAAUCCAUCUGACCAUUUCUUAAGAAUGAUAAACACGGACUUUGAGGAAUAUGAGGAAGGAUCUACUAUAAAUGUGCCACACGCUGCCAACGUAAUCCAAACUUUGAUGGCCUCAUCCAACUCUCUUAGUAUAUUAAGUUCUGAAGUGGAAGGUGUGUCUAUAAUUCAGAAAAGACAAGCUACAUUCCUUACCAAAUCAGUUACGCUAACCAAAAGAUCGAUGAUUAACAUGUACAGAGACCUAGGCUACUAUUGGUUACGCUUUGUUAUCAACAUCGGUCUUUUUCUAACCAUUGGGACCAUUUUCUUCAAUGUUGGUUACAGCUAUGAAUCAAUACAAGCACGAGCAUCCAUGCUUAUGUUUACUUCUACCUUUGUGACAAUGAUGGCAAUUGGAAGUUUUCCAUCAUUUGUAGAGGAUAUGAAGAUAUUUCAGAAAGAAUGGCUUACUGGACACUAUGGGGCUACCGAAUUUGUAAUAGCCAACACACUUUCAUCAACUCUAUUCUUGGGCCUCAUAUCCAUACUACCUGCUGCAAUAGCAUAUUACCUAGUUGGGCUUCAAAGAGGAAUUGACCAUUUUUCCUUCUUUGCUGCAACUCUGUGGGCAUGCAGUAUAUUAGUCGAGGGUAUGAUGAUGAUUGUUGCAGCAAUCGUGCCUGAUUUUAUCCUAGGUGUAGUCACAGGUUCUGGUAUACAAGGUUUAUUGAUGCUAAAUGCUGGUUUCUUUAGGCUUCCAAGUGACCUUCCAAAACCAGUAUGGAAGUACCCAACUUAUUACAUCUCAUACCACAAAUACAAAACUCAAGCAUUGUACAAAAAUGAAUUUUUGGGCUUGGUGUUUGAAAGUAUAGGUGGUGCUGGAGGGUUCAACAUUAGUGGUCAGCAUAUACUGAAGAACAACUUACAGGUGGAGAUGGGCCACUCUAAGUGGGUUGAUCUUGCAAUAUUACUUGGAAUGAGUAUCCUCUACAGGUUUCUUUUCUUGAUUAUUAUAAAGGUUUCUGAAAUUGCAAAGCCCGUGAUAAAACGAUUUAUAGUAAAAGUGUAAAUUAUUUUGUUUCUUUAAGUUAAAAUUAUACUUUUGUAAUCCCAUCAUAAUGUAAU